AACAAAUUUUUUCUUUUAACUUUCUUUUUCUUCUUUAAUUGUGAGACAGUCGUAUAUCCCCGAGUUGACUCGGUAACAGACAAAUGAAAUUCCCGUUUUCCAUUUCACCAAACCAUCCAUACGGCUACGCCCAUGUCUCCUUGUUCCAUAACCAACAACCUCCUCCUUCGCAAUCUCUCAAUAUUCUUCAGAAAAUGGACCACAAAAGUGUACACAAUCGCCGCAUUCGCCUUAAUCCUCUUCCUCUCUUACGCUUUCCUCAUCCGAUCCAAUCCCGACUCUACUCUCUCUCCCUCCACCUCCACCUCCCUCCUCAUCCCCUUCACCCCUCUCACCAACUUCAAACAAAUCGGCGCACUUUGUUUGGAUGGGUCUGCUCCCGGUUACCAUUUCCAAAAGGGAUUUGGAUCCGGUUCGCGUAAUUGGUUGCUUCAUCUCGAGGGAGGAGGGUGGUGCAGUUCGAUAGCUUCCUGUUCUUAUAGGAAAACAACUGCUUUGGGGUCAUCUAAUUAUAUGGAUUCACCCGUUCUUUUUUCAGGGAUGCUAAGCUCUGUUGCUUCUCAAAAUCCUGAUUUCUUUAACUGGAACAAGGUGAAGAUACGCUACUGUGAUGGUGCAUCCUUUGCUGGUCACCCAGAAAGUGAGAAAGGAAGUGGGUUGUUCUUCAGAGGACAGAUCAUAUGGGAAACUAUUAUGAAUGAAAUCUUAUCGAUUGGCAUGUCAAAAGCAAAGCAGGCUCUGUUGACAGGAUGCUCUGCUGGAGGAUUGGCAAGUCUUAUACAUUGUGAUAAUUUCAGACAUUUACUUCCAAAAGGGGCUACUGUCAAAUGUCUCGCGGAUGCAGGCUUCUUCCUUGACGAGAAGGAUAUUCUUGGAAAUAGCACAAUGAAAUCUUUCUAUAAGGAUGUUGUCCAGCUCCAGGGUGUUGCAAAAAGUUUGCACAAAAAGUGCCUUGCUAAAAUGGAACCAUCUAAGUGUCUAUUUUCAUCAGAAAUUCUGAAAAACAUAAAGACUCCUGUUUUUCUUGUUCACCCAGCUUAUGAUUUUUGGCAGAUACACAAUAUUUUGGUACCUCAAGGAUCAGAUCCCCAUCAUCGCUGGAAAAGCUGUAGAUUGAACAUUCAAAGUUGUGAUGCUAACUUGAUGGAUACACUUAACAGUUUUCGUAGUUCUUUGCUGAGGACUGUGAACGAGUUCCAGCAGCGAAAGGAUAUUGGAAUGUUUAUAGAUUCCUGCUUUAUCCAUUGCCAGACUUUGAUCGGGGAGACUUGGUAUUCACCUAAUUCUCCAAAAAUAAACAAUAAGACAAUUGCUGAAUCCGUUGCCGAUUGGUUUUUUGACCGACAAGCGGUAAAGCUUAUUGACUGCCCUUAUCCAUGUAAUCCUACUUGCCAUAAUUUGGAUUUCACCAGAGUAUAAUAAAGCUAAGUAUCCCAAUUUUCAUUGCCUGUUAAUCAUGGAUCUGCAUUUUUCAAAAAAUCAUGGACAAAUAUCAACUUGAAUCGUCUCCUUCACUCUCCUCUUCAUCCGCUCUACCUCCAUCUUAAUCUUACUACAAGAUGGAGAGAGAUGCAGAGACAACUGAAUGAGGGAAUCCAAAUUCGACAAAAUACUUCUCAUUGAUUGUGCUGCAAGAGUUGAGUUAUUUUUUCUGAUAUAGCUAAAUUUCAAUUGCAUUUCAAAGAUACUCCGGGAGUUGCGCAAGUGGCUGUACGAAAUUAGAGUUGUUUGUUUUGUUAUUUUUGUUAUCUGCAACGACCUGCUGAGAAUAUUCAUUUAUGGUGUAAUUGGUUGUGACGAGAAAGUGAGAAGAGAGAAAAAUGUAAGAGAAUGUGAAAAGAGAGAAAGAACUGCUACAAUCAUGCUUAUACUACAGAAACUAAAUUUCAAGUUA
Lathyrus oleraceus (garden pea) is the source of this 1894-nucleotide messenger RNA. RefSeq names its product pectin acetylesterase 5. NCBI's taxonomy places the organism in Eukaryota, Viridiplantae, Streptophyta, Magnoliopsida, Fabales, Fabaceae. Bases 133 to 1419 code for a protein of 428 amino acids. Gene Ontology annotation, molecular function: hydrolase activity. The transcript has 12 exons. The record is from RefSeq and is a predicted model, not a curated record.